AUGCGAAUCGCGGAACAGGAGAAAGGAGGGUCGACGUGUGGUGGUGCUUCUCGUUUAUUUCAGGAGCAUAUGAAGUCGCCGUCGAGCUCCGAUUCGACCAUCGACUCGCCAAUGAAGGAACGGGAUAUGGCUAAUAUGGGGCGCGAUGCUGGGCACCUCGGUACUUAAAAUUUCUCUUGCAAUUUUCGCUUCUAAUACGAUUGAAAUUUUCCUAUUCCUAUUCAUCCUUUUGCAGCUGCAAUGCCAAUGCAUACAACGAACACCACAACUAGGACUCAGUGAUUCUCAUACCUGACGACCUUCUUUCAGGCGCAUCGUCGAACGUCGGCCCCUUACCAACCGGAUCAGCUUCCCGAAUGGACCACCAGCAGAUGAGAACAUCAACUGGGCACCACCUUGCAACACACUCCGUCACGUCCCUGGCUCCCCCGCCGGCGCACAAUUCUGCGAGCUCCUACAAACCAUCCUCGCUCGAGGAAUUAGCGAACACCCGGAUCGGGCAGGUGGGACCUUCGAUUAUUGCCAGCACAACAACUUCUCGCCCUACAGGUCUUGAGGACCAGCGGCGGCUCGUCCAGGUGGAACAACAGUCAACGAUGUUGAACAAAGCGAAGCCGUCGAAUGACCAUGCGGAGGGGGCUAAUAUUCUGGCGCAGGAGCAGCACCCGAAUGAACUCGACGACACAAAUAAGGCCUUGCCUGGCGUACUUACUCAACCAGAAAUCCCAGCAGAACUACAAGAACCGCCCCGGCAAGAGACGCGUUUGGAGGAGAUGAGACGGCGACAGCAAGAACAGAUUGUCCGCCAGGAUCGGUUAUGAACUGCAAAAGUAUCGUACUAGUAUAUGUUGCAUUACAAAUUGACUUAGCAUUACAAAUUGAAUUUGUAAUGCAGUUUUGCCUUGACAAGAAGAUUUGUAAUGCAUAAACGCAAUGUGCGAUACUUUUGCGAUGCAUAUCGGUAUCACGAGCAGAUCCAGGAGAACUUUCUGCGCGAGAAGAAGGCACUGGAGGCACGGCUUCUGUGGGCGCGGCUGGAAAUAUGAUAAUGUACAACUCCCCCUCCCCCUCAUUUGUCAUGCAAAUUCCCAAAUCUACCUCUUGCCUGUUAGCACUUUUUGCAUGACAGAUUCCGAAAGGCAAAACAGCACUACAAUCCUCUAGAAAUUUGUCAUGCAAAAGCUGCAUCUUUGCCAGCGCUUGUGUUGCUGUUCAUGCAACACAAAUGAGGGGGAGGGGGAGUUGUGCACUCUCAUAGGAAAAGCAGUAUGGGAGGGAAGCACUGGAAGCGGU
Messenger RNA from Amoebophrya sp. A120, 1293 nucleotides. Lineage: Eukaryota; Dinophyceae; Syndiniales; Amoebophryaceae. The record is from the annotation of a GenBank genome assembly.